GGGUUCAGGCAUGCCAUGACUAUGGCCUUUGCUAUCGAUGAGAUCAACAAGAACCCCAACCUUCUACCUAAUGUGACUCUGGGAUACAGUCUUUAUGACAACUGUGGUGCACUUCUUGUCGGACUCAGUGGUGCGUUGUCGCUGGCAAGUGGCCGGGAGAAGCAGUUUUUGCUUCAGGAGAAUUGUUUAGGUUCCCCUCCAGUCCUUGGGAUUGUGGGUGAUCACUAUUCAACCUUUUCUAUUGCCAUGUCCAGUGUGCUAGGUUUGUUCAAAAUGCCCAUGGUGAGUUAUUUUGCCACAUGUUCCUGCCUGAGUGAUCGGCAGCGGUUCCCAACCUUCUUUAGAACAAUCCCAAAUGAUGCUUUCCAGGUGAGUGCAAUGAUUGAGAUUUUAAAACACUUUGGCUGGACGUGGGUGGGCCUGCUGGUCAGUGAUGAUGAUUAUGGACUCCAUGUUGCCCGAUCCUUCCAAUCGGACCUGGUUGAUGCCGGUAGAGGCUGUCUGGCCUACCUGGAGGUUUUGCCCUGGGACAGUGACCUGGGUGAACUCAGGAGGAUCGUACACUUGAUGAAGACUUCCACAGCUCGUGUGGUCAUAGUGUUUGCACAUGAGAUCCACAUGUUACAACUAAUGGAAGAGGUGGUGAGGCAGAAUGUGACAGGCCUACAGUGGAUGGCCAGCGAAGCCUUGGCAACAGCUCCUGUGCUCCAGACCCCUCACCUUAUGCCGUACCUGGGUGGCACACUGGGCAUUGCCAUCCGUCGAGGAGAAAUACCAGGGCUCAGGGACUUCCUGUUACAAAUACGUCCUGACCAAAAUGACAACUAUGAAAAUAACCUGGUAAGACAGUUUUGGGAGUACAUAUUUCAGUGUAAGUUUGAUCCAGCAGGUUGGUUGGAAGGUGGCGGAGCACUAUGCACUGGACAGGAAAAUAUUGAACACGUGGAGACAGAGUUUUUGGAUGUUUCUGACCUAAGGCCUGAGUAUAAUGUCUACAAGGCUGUGUAUGCUCUGGCCUACGCUCUUAACGAUAUCCUUCAGUGUGAGCCAGGGAGAGGGCCUUUCAGUGGGCACAGCUGUGCCACUUUGCAAACACUGGAGCCAUGGCAGCUUGUACAUUAUUUCCAAAAGGUCAACUUCACUACAUCAUUUGGUGAUGAAGUAUCUUUUGAUGAAAAUGGGGAUGCCUUGCCAAUAUAUGAUGUCAUGAACUGGAUGUGGCUCCCCGAUGGAAAAACUAUAGUUCAGAAUGUGGGUGAAGUUAGAAAGUCGGCCUUCAAAGGUGAACAGCUCACACUUGAUGAAGAGAAAAUCUACUGGAACUUUGAAUCAAAAGAGCCACCACGGUCAGUGUGCAGUGAGAGCUGUCCUCCAGGUACCCGCAUUGCCAGAAGGAAAGGGGAACCUGUUUGCUGUUAUGAUUGCAUCUCUUGCUCGGAUGGAAAGAUCAGCAAUACAACCAACUCCAUGGAGUGCAUCAGUUGUCCAGAGGACUUCUGGUCCAACACCCAGCGUGACCACUGUGUUCCUAAGAAAACAGAAUUCCUCUCCUAUUAUGAACCUCUUGGUAUCUGCCUUACAACCACCUCAUUGCUGGGCACAUUUAUCUGUGCUAUUGUCCUGGGUAUCUUUACAUAUCAUCGUCGUACACCCAUGGUGCGUGCUAACAAUUCGGAACUGAGCUUCCUCCUGUUGGUGUCUCUUAAGCUAUGUUUCCUGUGUUCACUGUUAUUCAUUGGAAGACCCAGAGUGUGGACGUGCCAGCUGAGACAUGCAGCAUUUGGGAUCAGCUUUGUGCUUUGUGUUUCAUGCAUCCUGGUAAAAACCAUGGUGGUACUGGCUGUGUUCAAUGCCUCUAAACCAGGAGGUGGUUCCAUUUUGAAGUGGUUUGGUGCUGGACAGCAGAGAGGAACAGUUCUGGCUCUUACUUGCAUUCAAGCAGCAAUCUCUUCUGCCUGGCUGGUUUCUUCCUCACCAGUCCCUCAUAAAAACACACAAUACCACAAUGACAAGAUUGUUUAUGAGUGCGCAGUUGGGUCCACCAUUGGAUUUGCAGUUCUACUUGGUUACAUUGGUGUACUGGCCAUCCUCAGCUUCCUUUUGGCAUUUUUAGCAAGGAAUCUUCCAGACAACUUCAAUGAGGCCAAACUCAUCACAUUCAGCAUGCUCAUCUUCUGUGCUGUGUGGGUGGCCUUUGUCCCAGCUUAUGUAAACUCACCAGGCAAAUACGCCGAUGCGGUGGAGGUAUUUGCCAUUCUGGCCUCCAGUUUUGGCCUCUUGGUGGCGCUGUUUGGGCCCAAAUGUUAUAUAAUCCUGUUGAGACCAGAGAGGAACACGAAGAAAGCUAUCAUGGGUCGAGCCACCACCAAGCUAUAA
Molecule: messenger RNA, 2376 nt
Organism: Mugil cephalus (flathead mullet)
Lineage: Eukaryota; Metazoa; Chordata; Actinopteri; Mugiliformes; Mugilidae
Product: extracellular calcium-sensing receptor-like
Exons: 8
Coding region: 16-2376 (786 amino acids)
Biological process (GO): G protein-coupled receptor signaling pathway
Cellular component (GO): membrane
Molecular function (GO): G protein-coupled receptor activity
Source: RefSeq, a predicted model, not a curated record